CGUUGCUGCCGUAAACCCUUCCUCUAUCCCCCUCCCACUCCUCUCCAAACUCUGCGAACCCGAGCUCUCCUCGCUUCGUCUCCCUCCUCUCGCCGCGCCGCGCCGCCCGCCUCCUCCUCGUCGAGUCGAGUGGCCCUGAUGCCCGCGUGCGCCGCCGCCGCCGCCUGCUGCUGCUCCGAGCGGUAGCCGCGUCGGAGUCGCCCAAGACGGCGCCCGGUGGCUUCGGGUGUGGGUGCGGUGGGCUAGCGGGAGGGGGAGGGGGAGGAGGGAGGGGAGGGGGGAGGCUGAGCGCCUGGUGAGCUCCAUAGCGAUGGCCGCUCCGGCCCCGGCGCCGGCGCCCGCGCAGCUGCGGCGGUGCCCGUGCUCCGCGCCUCUCUGGGCCGCGCCGUCGCCCUUCCGCUGCUGCGGCGGCCGCCGCGGCCGCUCGCCGUUCAUCGGAGGCGGAAGGCAGGACUACUCGCAUAGUAGCUCGGGCCUUGGAGUUACAGACAACAGUGCUUUCAAAAUUGGAGUGUAUACCAACUUCAAUGUGCAAAGUAAUGCACAAGAAUGGCUUGAGGAGAGCAAGAGGAUAUCCUCGAUCAAAACCAGGAAUAACGUGGGAAACACUAUUUAUAAAGGUUCUACUCAUCUACGAACAGGAAUUCUUCAUCACGAACCUUUGGAAGAUCACAAAAGUUCCAACUAUUCUUCAUUGUACAAUGUAAGAGAAAGAAUGACUCCUAAUUCUCUUGCAAAUAGGCAUGCUAACAUGGAGUUGGCAAAGCAUAACACGAGGAAUCAAGCUGCAAGUGCUGUGUCAGCACUGACCAGUGUUGUUAACGAUGACAUUAAACCACUCAACAGGUCUAGUGGCUCUGAACUGAAGACUCAAUGGCAACCAGAUUCUAAGACUGAUGCUUCCGUUCUGAAGAUCUCUAAAGUCGAGACAAGCCUGCAGUUUGAUGACAAAGCUAGGGAUGGUUAUGAUGGAGAUGAACAUGAAUGCACAGCCAAGAAUACAGUACAAGAUUCUCCAGCUAAGGCACCCAUGUCCAAGGAGUCUAAAGAUGCGAGGAAGGCACUUGCUACUGUGUACGACAAAGUUCUGGUGGUUGACAAUGUGAAGUCAGCUAGGAGUGUUGUUCAAUUGCUUACUUCAAAGUACAAAAACUUUAUUCAUGCAUGUGACACAGAGGUAGCUAAUAUUGAUGUUAAACAAGAGACACCAGUUAGCCAUGGAGAGGUCAUUUGCUUUAGCAUCUACUCUGGCAACUCUGAUGCAGAAGCUGAUUUUGGAAAUGGAAAAACAUGCAUUUGGGUGGACGUGCUGGAUGGUGGGCGAGAUGUCCUCAUGGAGUUUGCUCCAUUUUUUGAGGACCCCUCAAUCAGGAAGGUUUGGCACAACUAUAGUUUUGAUAGCCAUGUCAUAGAGAACUAUGGAAUCAAAGUUGCUGGGUUUCAUGCUGAUACGAUGCAUCUUGCACGACUUUGGGACUCUUCAAGAAGAAUUGAUGGAGGAUAUUCACUUGAAGGACUUACAAAUGAUCACAGGGUCAUGGGUGUUGUACCAAAGGAAUUACAAAAGAUUGGAAAGAGAUCAAUGAAAACCAUCUUUGGUUGGAAAAAGAUUAAAAAGGAUGGAUCUGCAGGGAAAAUUAUCUCUAUGGAGCCUGUCGAAGUAUUACAAAGGGAUGACAGAGAAAUGUGGAUCUGUUAUUCUUCAUUAGAUUCAAUGAGUACCUUACGACUUUAUGAAAGUUUGAAAAGCAAGCUGGAAAAAAAGCACUGGACUUUUGAUGGUUGCCCUAGAGGUUCAAUGUAUGAUUUCUACGAGGAGUAUUGGCGUCCUUUUGGUGCCCUUCUUGUCAAGAUGGAAACAGCUGGAAUGCUAGUCGACCGUGGUUACCUUUCAGAAAUUGAAAAGGUUGCUGUUGCACAGCGAAAACUAGCUGCGGAUAAAUUUCGGAAAUGGGCAUCUAAAUAUUGUCCUGAUGCAAAAUACAUGAACGUGAACAGUGAUACUCAGAUUCGCCAACUGUUCUUUGGUGGUAUAGAGAAUAGAUGCAAACCUGGUGAAACUUUGCCAAAGAGUAGAACUAUUAAAGUACCAAAUGAUGGAAGCCUUAUUGCAGAGGGCAAGAAAACUCCAAAGUAUUGUACUAUUGAACUUUUCAGCAUUGUGGAAGAUCUGAAAACUGAUCUAUUUACUGCAAGUGGCUGGCCUUCAGUAAGUGGAGAUGCAUUGAGAAGUUUGGCUGGUAAACUGCCAACUGAUCUUGUUUACACAACAGAUGAUGUAGAGGAUGAUGACAGUGGUGAUUCAGAAAUUUCUGAGCAUGAUCUAAACGACACUGCCUCUUAUGGAACUGCAUAUGAAGCAUUUGGAGGAGGAAAGAAAGGAAAGGAAGCAUGCCAUGCCAUUGCGGCUCUCUGUGAGAUUUGUUCUAUUGACUCGUUGAUAUCCAACUUUAUUCUUCCCUUACAGGGGAAUCAUAUAUCAUGUGACGAGGGGCGGAUCCACUGUUCAUUAAAUAUAAAUACAGAAACAGGGCGUCUGUCAGCAAGAACACCAAAUUUACAGAAUCAACCUGCACUGGAAAAGGAUCGGUAUAAAAUCCGUCAAGCCUUUGUUGCAGCUCCAGGGAACUCUCUCAUCGUUGCUGAUUAUGGUCAGCUGGAGCUCAGGAUCUUGGCACAUCUUGCUAGUUGUAAAAGCAUGUUAGAUGCUUUCAAAGCUGGUGGUGACUUCCAUUCCAGGACAGCUAUGAACAUGUACCAGCAUAUCCGUGAUGCUGUUGAAGAAAAGAAAGUACUUCUUGAAUGGCAUCCUCAACCUGGCCAAGAGAAACCUCCUGUGCCCUUGUUGAAGGAUGCCUUUGGUGCUGAGAGGCGGAAAGCUAAAAUGCUUAAUUUCUCCAUUGCAUAUGGAAAAACACCUGUUGGGCUUGCUCGAGAUUGGAAGGUCUCUGUCAAGGAAGCAAAGGAUACCCUGAAACUCUGGUACAGGGAUAGAAAAGAGGUUUUAGCUUGGCAAAUGAAACAAAAAGAAUUAGCGCAGGAGAAGUGUGAAGUUUACACUUUGCUCGGGCGGUCGCGCCGCUUUCCUAACAUGGCUCAUGCAACUUCUGGUCAAAGGGGUCACAUUGAGCGAGCUGCUAUCAAUGCACCAGUACAGGGCAGCGCAGCAGAUGUUGCUAUGUGUGCUAUGCUCGAGAUAGAUCGGAAUGCUCGUCUUAAGGAACUCGGUUGGAGGCUUCUCUUGCAGGUGCACGAUGAAGUGAUACUGGAAGGGCCUACGGAAUCUGCCGAUCUGGCCAAGUCGAUUGUGGUUGAAUGCAUGUCCAAGCCCUUCUACGGCACCAACAUCUUGAAUGUUGAACUGGCUGUUGAUGCCAAGUGUGCGCAGAAUUGGUAUGCAGCCAAGUAGGUUGCCAUACUCUUCCCCAAUUAACUCCUAAGGCUGCAUAGUUGCAUCUCGGGAGUGCUUCAAACUCAACGAUGAAAUAUGUUCUCAGCUGGUAUGAGCUGCCAGAACAGAGGUUUGCCCUGGUGUCCGGGAGGCAUGCAUAACCAUUCGGCUAACCAGGGCAAUGAGCAGUCUGCAGCGAAGGCACUGUACAAUGUAGGCUGAAUAGCUUGACUUCCACAUUCUUCCAAGUAGGAAUGUCAUUUUUGUGUCACGUGUAGUAAUCUGGAGACUGGACUCUUGGAGGGAAGUAGGAAAAACUAGGCAUGCGUUGUUUAUAAGAUUUGUUUAGCAUGCUGAUGUAGUAUUAGGUUAGCUGACCAAUUCUGCUUAUGUCUGACUCUGCUACUACACACCGCAGCUUGUUUGAUGAACGUUCCUCAACCUGUUACUCUACAUUAUUUGGACAUAUUGUGGUUAGCUGAAUGAA
This is a messenger RNA of Oryza sativa Japonica Group (Japanese rice), 3878 nucleotides long. RefSeq names its product DNA polymerase I A, chloroplastic-like. NCBI's taxonomy places the organism in Eukaryota, Viridiplantae, Streptophyta, Magnoliopsida, Poales, Poaceae. Gene Ontology annotation, biological process: DNA-templated DNA replication; double-strand break repair. Gene Ontology annotation, molecular function: 3'-5' exonuclease activity; DNA-directed DNA polymerase activity; DNA binding. The record is from RefSeq and is a predicted model, not a curated record.